UUUUGUUUUUGUUUGUACAAACACGUCUCCGAGGGAAAGGCAGAUUGCUGGCAGAUUUCAGUCAUGCUUAUUUUCCUGAUCUUUUCAGGACUUUGUGCUCUUCCCUUCACACUAAGUCAAUGCCAGAAUGGUUGGUCCCAGUUUGGAUCUCGCUGCUUUAGUGUCUUCACAACAUCAGCUAACUGGUUAGCCUCUGAGCAAAACUGUGUGAACAUGGGAGGACAUCUUGCAUCUGUGCACAGCAGUGAAGAGUACACUUUCAUCCGGGCUUUAGUGCUGAAUGUAACUUCAUCAAAUUCACGAACAUGGCUAGGAGCGACUGAUGCUGUACAGGAGGGAGUGUGGGUGUGGACAGAUGGCUCAGCAUUCGAUUACAUUAACUGGUCUACUGGACAACCUGAUAAUGCUGGAUCUGCAGAGAACUGUAUGGAGAUGAAUUUUCCAGUGAACUGGAAUGAUGUAACCUGUAACUCACUUUUCCCAUCAGUGUGCGCCAAAACAAUCACCACAACAACUGUUCCCUCCACAACUGUUCCCUCAACUGCUGUUCCCUCAACUGCUGUUCCCUUGACCACUGUUCCCUCAACUACUGUUCCUUCAACAACUGAACCUGGGAAUGUGAUGGUCCUGCGACUCAAAGUGAUUUCAAAUAAAGACUUGGCGGCAUCCAACAGUUCACAGCUGCUCCUCCAACAGCUCAAAGGGAAGUUGAUAGACGAAGGACUGCCAAACAACUUCACUCUUCGUUUGAGGUCCAUUAACAAGAAAUCACCCUAGAAUGAAGGUGGUUGUAGGAACAUGAAAAUGACUUAUAUUUACUCUAAAUACUCUUAGCAAUUAGUAAAGAGAAAUCAAUAUAGAAUCAACAUAAUGUUGUUGUUUUUAAAGAGAUUUCUAAAAAUGGCCAAAUCAAAUAAUUUAAUAAACUUUAGUUGCUUGAAACUUACAUAAAACUAAAUUGCACCUAAGUUGCAUAAUGUAAAAAACACAUUUGCCACUCACACUGGCUUUUUUACCAGGGCAAAUUACAGUCAAAGUUGUUCAGUUGUUUUUUCUGUGGGGCUAUGUCAUGUUAUGAAUCGCUACCGCCAUAUUUAAAUAUUAGAUAUUACCUUUAAAUAUUAGAUAUUAUAUAAAUAGCACGGCUACACCAUCACACAAGCAGUGAAAUUCACUGGUAAUACUCCCUUAUGAAUCAGUAAACAAGUUACCGCCAUGCCAUUCGCUCCUGACACCACACUAAAUCUGGCACUGUGUUUUAUGAAUCUGGCCCAAUUUCCUUUCUGUAAAAAUCACUGCAAUGUGAUACAAACCUAUUAUAUCAAAGCUUAAAAAAGCUUAAACCAUCUCAGUGGACAGUUAGAAUCCAUGAACUGAAAACUGAAAAACAAAAACACAACCUAUUGUUUUUCUAAGCUGUAAAUGUUCAGAAUGUCACAAGAAGGCUAUUCUAUGUCUGCACAGGGAGAUUCUAGGAGUCGCCACCAGAGGCUCCUGUUUUCCAGGUGUUAGUCUUAUCACAGUCUCUAACUGUUGGCCUCUAAUCAUUAUUAACAUCUGUUGUUGAUUGACUACCUGUUGUUUAAACUCUGUUCUCUACCUGGACUCUCUGUGAAAUACUGCUCGUCUCCAGAGUGUAAUUAAGCCAUUAUGCGGAUGCUUUAUUUUGAUUUGUUUUGACUGUCAGAAUUGAGUUCUUUUCUGUUGUUUGACUCAUCCAGAAUAAAACUGCUCUUGGCUCUUA
Molecule: messenger RNA, 1744 nt
Organism: Colossoma macropomum (tambaqui)
Lineage: Eukaryota; Metazoa; Chordata; Actinopteri; Characiformes; Serrasalmidae
Product: ladderlectin-like
Exons: 10
Coding region: 64-777 (237 amino acids)
Molecular function (GO): signaling receptor activity
Source: RefSeq, a predicted model, not a curated record